Messenger RNA from Diaporthe amygdali, 942 nucleotides. RefSeq lists its product as uncharacterized. Bases 1 to 942 code for a protein of 313 amino acids. The transcript has a single exon. The record is from RefSeq and is a predicted model, not a curated record. NCBI's taxonomy places the organism in Eukaryota, Fungi, Ascomycota, Sordariomycetes, Diaporthales, Diaporthaceae.
AUGGCUUUGCUUCUUUUCUAUCUUUUUGCGGCUGCGAAGUUGCUGAGCAUAGCAGCAGCACACUCUCACAUCGACUAUGUCACUGUGAACGGCCUCACCUACCCAGGCUUUAUUCCCAGGCUUGGGGCAAACAACCCACCCGAGGCGGUAGGCUGGUAUCAGACCGCUCUCGACGACGGAUUCGUCCCUCCCUCCAACUACACCACACCCGACAUCAUCUGCCACAAGAACGGUGCUCCUGCACGAGCACACGUUCCCGUCUCGCCGGGCGACAAGAUCCACAUGCAGUGGAAUGGCUGGCCAGCAUCCCACGUCGGCCCGAUCCUCUCAUACCUAGCCCCUUGCGACUCUACCAAUACCAACAACAGCGACGGCUGCGCAAGUGUCGACAAGACGAAGCUGGAGUUCUUCAAGAUCGAUGAUGCUGCACCUGUUUUCUUCAACGAAAGUGGAGGCCCGCCCGGAUUCUGGUCCACCAACACACUGAUCGCGAGCAACAACAGCUGGCUGGUCGGGCUGCCACCCACGCUGAGCCCAGGGGCCUAUGUGCUGCGCCACGAGCUCAUAGCCUUGCAUUAUGCGAACAGGACGGAUGGGGCGCAGAACUACCCCCAGUGCGUGAAUCUGUGGGUGACUGCUGGCGGAGGCAAGAGAGCUGCUGCUAGGUUACCUCAAGAUGGAGUGAGAAGGGCUAGAGCCUUGAACAAAAGAGAGACAGGGCAACUUGCGACGGAGAUGUACCACGCCGACGAUCCGGGCAUCAGAAUCGAUAUAUACAGCAACUUGACAACUUAUCGUAUUCCCGGCCCCUCACUGGCCGGUAACGCGAAGCCCAUCCCUGUGGCAAGCCAAUCAAACAUGAUAGCGAAGGCAGCGGGUACCCCGGUAUUAGUGUCGGGAACCACAGCUGUUCCUUUUCCAAAGGCCACAGAAGGCCCUUGA